Molecule: messenger RNA, 775 nt
Organism: Drosophila takahashii
Lineage: Eukaryota; Metazoa; Arthropoda; Insecta; Diptera; Drosophilidae
Product: programmed cell death protein 7
Source: RefSeq, a predicted model, not a curated record
AUUCUAAAAUAUGGAUAGUAUAAAAAACCUUAAAUUAAGCCAAAUUAAGGCCAAUAUUCAGCAUGUCAUAGCGAAUUUGGAACGACUGGAGCAACUUGGACGACUUCCUGGACAGGAACUCGACGUGGGACAGGCGGAGGAACUGCAGCGGACUACGACUACCCUACUGGAUGAACUUGACCAAGUGAAUGCCCAAAGAGUAGCCGACAUACAAAAACAAAGAAAACGCUGGCGACGCUUAGUUAAAGAGAAAAAAAAGCGGUUCAAGAGGGAAACCAUUAAAACCGAGAUUAAAGAACAAAAGUAUUCUGUAGAACCGCCACGAAAUCCCCUAGAGAAACAGGCGGAGCACAUAUCCCUGCGUAAAAAACACGAUGCCGCCUCCAUUUUGGAAACCUUUGAUCUUCUGGAGAAACUAUGCGAAUCUCGGGGAGGAGACAAGGCCGCCCUGAGGCAAAAACUCAGCCAAAUGCGUCGUGUGUGGCGGAGAGUUCAAGAGGAGAACCAAGGCGACCAUGUCAGGGAGUCCCAGAAGGCUGCCUCCAUAGAAUCCCAAUGGCAGGCGGUUUUCUUUGGCAACUCUGAACCUUUGGUAAAGGAGAACAAGGAAAAGUUCCUGGAGAUUCGCUCCACUUGGGACUCUUACAUAAGUUUUGCGGGCAGAGGUUCCUGUAUUCCCCGGGGAUGGGUGCUACCACCAAUGAAACCCACAGCUCAGUGGGCAGCCUACAGAAUUACAGAAUAAAUAUAUACAACACCCAACUAUCUUUACUAA